Molecule: messenger RNA, 1098 nt
Organism: Lagopus leucura (white-tailed ptarmigan)
Lineage: Eukaryota; Metazoa; Chordata; Aves; Galliformes; Phasianidae
Product: ciliogenesis-associated TTC17-interacting protein-like
Exons: 9
Coding region: 22-1098 (358 amino acids)
Biological process (GO): actin filament polymerization; cilium organization
Source: RefSeq, a predicted model, not a curated record
CCCGAGGAAGACUCCAUCCCCAUGCAGGCAGCUGCUAAGUUCCUGAACCGCAUCGGGCCAGAGGAGCUGGAGCGCUGCCUGUUCACUGAGACACUGGCACUGGUGGCAGCGGGGGGACAGCCGCAGGGACAUCUCUGGGUAACGGCCCGACAUGCACCCUAUGAGCAGGAGGGCCAGCGGGUGAGGAGCUGCCUCCUGCUCCAGGCCGGCUCCCAGGGGCUGCUGGAUGGCGUGCCAUAUUCCUGCAGGCUCACGGGGUAUGUGUCUAUGCAGCUGGAGACGCUGGAGCAGGAGCAGCACGAGCGCUUGGAGUUUGGAGCACACCCCAUGGAGAGGAAGAUCCACAUGGUACAGCACCCACAUGGAAUGACCGUCACUGUCACCACCCGGGACGGAGAGGCAGACCCACAGCACCAGGUGUUCUCCUACAGCUGGGCCUCACUGGAGGGGCUGCUGGGGGAGGCUGCCAGUCUGCUGCUGCUGCGGGUGCUGGCGUGCCGCCAUGCCGUGCCCCCCAGCAUCACCUUCCCGGCCAUCGACAAGGAGGGCCACCUCUGCACCACCACCUAUCGCUCCCUGGGCAUGCGGCAGCAGCCGGUGGGCUCAGCGCAGGCGGAAGUGUUGGUGGUGGAGAGAGCCCUGCAUGCUGCCCAGGGCAUUCCGAUGGUGUGGCACUACAGCCUCCUCCCCAGCGGGCAUUUGGCUCGGCGAGUGCAGGUGGGGUGCCCGGUGGUUGCUGUGCUGCAGGAUGCACCUGCUCUCAGCGGCAUGGGUGCAGAGUCCCAGCCUCUCUUCCCAAAGCAGCUGCUGGACUGGGAGGAGGACGCCCAGCUGUGCUCCUGGUUCUUGGACAGGAAGGAGGAGCUGCGAGCGUCCCACAGCACCUACAUUCAGCAGCAUCCUGAGCUCUUUGCACUGCUGGCUGACUUCCUGCAGGCCCUGCUGCUCCGCCAGCCCCCCGACCCCAUCCUCUUUGCUGCAGAAUUCUUUGCUCCCUUUGCCCGCCACCAGCCCCCUGGGCCCAGCUUUGCCUCCUCCAUAUCCCCCAGCCCUUUCUGCAGCAUCUCCUGUCCCAGUCCCCUGGCUCAGGGGGAUUAA